AUGAGUAUACUGUUUAAUAUGAUUGUAAAUAGAAUAAUAGAAGUAACAGGUUUUAUAGACCCUGGGUUUGGAUUCGAUAAUGUUAUUGAUCCUGGAUUCAGUAGACCUACUUAUCCUUACUUUCCUGUAAGACCAAAAUAUUAUCCUGAUUGUAAUGAUUGUAAGUGGAAAUAUAUGAACAAACUGAGUAGAGAUUUAUUUAGGAAUCCUUGUGGUGAUUGUGAAUUUUUACCAAUCUGUGAUGCUAGAUUAGAAUUCCCAACAUGUAAUACAGCUUCUAAUAUGCCGGUUGAAAGAUAUGGAUUCUGCAUAGGUGAUGUUGAUAUUCCAUGCAAACAUUAUAGUUUUAGGUAUUCAAAACACAACAGAAAUUUCAGACACCACAAAGAAUUUACUAUUGUAUGUCAUAAAAAGUUGUGUGGUAAAACAUCCUAUGAAUUCUUGGCUGGUUAUGAUAUCUUUAUUAAUGUAGGUUGGAGAUUACCAAAUAACACUUAUUACUACCCAGCUUAUAUGAAAGUAGAUGCUUGUCCAAUAAGUUCAGAUAUGAUAAUGAUUUCUUUCCCAGGUAGAUGUUUAGAAAAAUAUUGUUUUGAUCUCAUUGGGUAUGUAGCAGUUUCCAAGCCAUUUAAUCAAUGUAAAGACAUUAGAUUUAUGGCUGCUUAUUCUAAAUGCGGCAACAGAUUUAUACCUUUCACAUAUUAA
Messenger RNA from Hepatospora eriocheir, 705 nucleotides. The record is from the annotation of a GenBank genome assembly. Lineage: Eukaryota; Fungi; Microsporidia; Hepatosporidae.